Messenger RNA from Helobdella robusta, 369 nucleotides. RefSeq lists its product as hypothetical. The annotation marks the transcript as partial. The record is from RefSeq and is a predicted model, not a curated record. The transcript has 3 exons. NCBI's taxonomy places the organism in Eukaryota, Metazoa, Annelida, Clitellata, Rhynchobdellida, Glossiphoniidae. Gene Ontology annotation, cellular component: ribonucleoprotein complex. Gene Ontology annotation, biological process: selenocysteine incorporation. Gene Ontology annotation, molecular function: selenocysteine insertion sequence binding; ribonucleoprotein complex binding; mRNA 3'-UTR binding.
AGAUACUGCAACCAAGUGCUGGAUAAAGACAUCGACGACAGGUGCCAGCAACUUCUCCAGGACCUCGUUCGAUACCAGGAAGACCUCUACCUCGUUGACCCCGGCAAGGCAAAGCGUAGGAAGAGGUUCGUGUUGGGUCUGAGGGAGGUGGCGAAGCACCUGAAGAUGAACCACCUCGUGGGCGUCAUCAUCUCCCCUAAUUUGGAGCAGAAUAACUCCAAGGGUCAGUUAAUAAUAGAGAUGUGCCAGAAGCAAGAUGUCGUCUUCAUCUUCGCCCUCGGCAGACGAGCACUCGGCAAGGCGUGUGCUAAACUAGUGCCAGUCAGUGUCGUAGGGAUAUUUAGUACCGAAGGCGUCGAGGUUCGUUAG